Messenger RNA from Pseudomyrmex gracilis, 2017 nucleotides. RefSeq names its product 4-hydroxybenzoate polyprenyltransferase, mitochondrial (gene Coq2). Lineage: Eukaryota; Metazoa; Arthropoda; Insecta; Hymenoptera; Formicidae. The record is from RefSeq and is a predicted model, not a curated record. Gene Ontology annotation, biological process: ubiquinone biosynthetic process. The transcript has 7 exons. The coding region runs from base 479 to 1690 and encodes 403 amino acids. Gene Ontology annotation, cellular component: mitochondrial inner membrane.
UGGCGCCACGUUUGAAAGAUCGCGAGAUCGUUGGACGACGAGUGUGCGAUGAGAGGUUAUGUUUGUCAAAAAUAGAUCCCGCCAUUGAAGCUCAUCUCGUAGUUUUUAUUAUUCCUUUUCUCUUCUGUGCUCGGAUUUUGAAUGAAUACGACGAGGAUUCGCGCGAUCUCGAGCGAAGAAAUGAGAACGAUAAGUUGUCAUUAAAUAUAAAUUGUGAAAUUGCGACACAUCGCGCUCUUGCGAUAUAAGUGUGUUAAGAUUAUAAUAUAUGACAUUUCCGUAAACAAUAAUAAUGACGUUAUGUAAUAAUUCGGUUAUGGCUUACGGAAGGUUGCGGCCAAUUAGCGCGAAGGUCGGAGUUUCACGUAAGAUUCUCAACGUGCCGGCGAGUUCACCGCAACUAGUCAAAGUGAUCAAGAUAUAGAAUACUUAAUGAUGACUUGUCAUUAACAGGUUGUAGGUAAUAAUUUUUCCAAUAAUGCUAGUUAUGAAAAGAUGCCAUCGGCUUACUGGAAUUGUCAGUUUGCUGUCGCACAACGUCUACUUCAAGAAUCUCCAUCCAUGCAUAAAUAUUCGCACCUUAUCCAUGGUACAUAAUAAGUACAAGUGUAAUAUAUAUCUUAGUACACAAAAGACAGUCGACUCUUUUGUAGAAACAAGAAGUAUGUUAACUUGUUGCGAAUUAGUGGAUUUACAUCCGAAAAGAUGCUUAAGCAUUGCUGCAAAGCUAGUCAAUAACGCCUCACCGAAAAUACAGCCAUAUAUGAAACUCAUGAGACUAGAUAAGCCAAUAGGAAGCUGGUUGUUGUUUUGGCCUUGCGGGUGGAGCAUCGCGAUGGCUGCUCCGGCUGGUGCCUUACCCGAUCUCUCCAUGUUGGCACUUUUUGGCACGGGAGCGGUUUUAAUGCGCGGAGCUGGAUGCACCAUAAACGACAUGUGGGAUCAGAACUUGGAUAAGAUGGUAGCCAGAACAAGAAACAGACCUUUGGUAGUCGGUCAAGUGACUCAAAAACAAUCAUUAAUGUUCCUGAUAGGACAAUUGAGUCUGAGUUUAUGUAUUUUGUUACAAUUGAAUUGGUAUAGCAUAUUUCUUGGUGCUAGUUCACUAGGUUUAGUAGUAAUUUAUCCUCUUAUGAAAAGAGUCACGUACUGGCCCCAAUUGAUUCUGGGAAUGACCUUCAAUUGGGGAGCGUUAUUAGGAUGGUCCGCCGUGCGUGGAUCGUGCGACUGGUCCGUCUGCUUGCCUCUCUAUCUAGCUGGUAUUUGUUGGACUAUUGUAUACGAUACGAUCUAUGCUCAUCAAGACAGAAUGGACGACAUCAUGAUGGGCAUCAAGUCGACCGCCAUAAAAUUCGGUGACAACACGAAGCUUUACCUGUCCGGAUUUGGGACGGCGAUGAUCGCGAGUUUAAUCGCCUCCGGUGUAGUAAUCGCUCAAACGUGGCCUUAUUACACCGCGGUUGGAAUAAUCGCGAUGCACAUUAGCAGUCAGAUAUACACUUUGAACAUUAACAAUCCGACGGAUUGCGCGAAGAAGUUCGUGUCCAAUCACAGGAUAGGUAUGAUACUGUUUACCGGUAUCGUGUUAGGAAACCUGAUGAAGAAAUCGCUUACGGAAGAAGAGAGCGAAGCCAAAAUAGAAUCAAAGCGUCAAAUUGCUACACUAGAUACAAAUAAAAAUUAUUUAUAGUUAGACUCACAAGUAUAGAACUUUCAACUCUUUGAAGACGUUUAUAAAUGUGACAACGGAGUCACUUGGAUCGAGUAAUAGUGAAAACAAUGAAAGAAAAUUACAAUUUACUAUUAUUUUUACGAUCGGAUAAAGUAAAGAUCGAAUUAUUUAGAUUUUUUUUUUUUAUAUUUAUCAUAUAAUUUUUUGUUAUAAAUUUUUUUUGUUAUAUAAAGAAACAGUAUUAAUUGAUUUCGUCUUAUUUUUCUUGAGAAAGAAAAUUAAGAUCAACAAACAAAACCAGAUAAAAAAAGAUUCAAACAGUAUUUUGGUAUUGGAUUAAAUUAU